CUGCUGAAACGUCUGUCAAACCUGUUAGCAUCAUCAUUCAUGGGAAAUUUACCAUGUAGAAACAGCGACGUGCUUUGUUCACACGCCUGACUUACCAACUGUCGUUACGUGUAGACAUCACAACGUUAAAUCUCUUGAAUAACCCUUAGCUAGCACGCUAGCAUCAAUAGCAUCGACCAUGGCGGCUGUUGACAGCUUUCAGUUUUUGUACAGAGAAAUUUCUAGGUCAUGCAGCUAUUACUUUGAACCCCUGGCCCUGGUCGGUGCUCUCUACACGGCCAGCAGGGCAGUUAUCCUCCUCAGAGACUGCUGCACGUUGGUCAGGGUGCAUUUUCUGCCAAGAAUGGUCCCGAGCAAGAGGCUGACCCAAAGAUAUGGCGAUUGGGCUGUCAUUUAUGGUGCAUCAGAGCCUGUGGCCAAAGCAUAUGCAGAGGAACUGGCCAGGCAUGGUAUCAACAUUAUCUUUAUCAGUCAGGACCAGACCUCUGUUAGAGACACAGCUGCAUCACUCUCCCAAAGCUACGGAGUGGAAACUGUUGUCGUCCUAGCUGACUUCUCUUUGGACCAGGCUGCAAGCAAGCCUAUCAAAGAAGCCAUGAGGGGUAAAGAUAUUGGCUUCCUGGUGAACUGUGUGGAUGAGUCUUUGGCUUCCCCUCACAGCCUGACUGAAGUGCCUGAGCUGGGCCUGUUGGAUUUGGUGAAGAAGAACGUUGCGGUCGCUACUCUGAUGACCCGGUUGGUGCUGCCGGGGAUGGUGGAGCGCAGCAGAGGAGCGGUGAUCAAUAUAUCAUCGGGUGCCUGCUGCAGACCUCUGCCUGGAAGAGUGACCCUCACUGCUUGCACUGGCUACCUGGAUCAUUUCUCAAGAGCCCUUCACCUCGAGUACAGCGGCAGAGGGAUCUUUGUGCAAAGUCUGAUUCCUUUCCAGAUAGCCUCAAAUGGGCAACAACCAUCAUCAUCAUCAUCAACACCUUCCUCAAGAGAGGGCUGGUUUACACCAAAGCCAGAGGUUUACGCUCACCACGCCAUCUCCACCCUGGGUGUCUCUAAUAGGACCACCGGCUACUGGCCUCAUACACUCCAGUAUGGACUGAUGAGGUGCAUUCCAGAGUGGAUUUGGGUUCUUGGAUCACGUAUGAUCACCACUUCAAGCUAAGAACUUACUGGAUCUUGCUGGUGUCAUGUAGAGUUGAAUUAUUUCUGCCAUUAGUUUAAAAUUGUCACACUCGUAUUCUCUGUGAAGGUUGGUCGUGUAGAGAUUUUCCUCUGUUUGUUUGAUAUUAACUACAAAGAAAGGUGCAGUGGAAUUUGCAUGAAAUAAUGAAUGAAUAUACGUUUAUUACUCCUCUGUUGCCGGACUAUGAUCUGACAACUCUGAGACAACCUUAACCAUAUGAUAGUUAUGCAACUCUUCAUAUGUACCUUUUGAACUAUUGGAUAAGAAAUUAUUUCAAAUCAGUCUGCUGCCAACGUGGACCAUAAAGGCCUGGCUCAUGAAAGAUAAAACUGAGUGUACAAUUAAUUUAUUCCAUAUUAAAGUACUGCUAAAUGCUAAGAUACUGGAUUCAAAAGCAAAUGUUAAACGUAAGAAUAAAGCAGUCUGCUGCCAUCAGUGAUUAGAAAUAAUAAUUCAGUAAACAAACACAUCAGUUGUUUUUUGUUUGACUGGUUCUAGUUCUUACCUGUUGUACUUUUCACUAGCAGACCACACCUAUAUGGCACAUGUACAAGGAACAAAUUUUACAGUAAGAACCAAACCCAGCAUCAUUUAAAUUUAAAGACACUGGCUGAUAUCUUGUGUAAAACAACUCCCCUAAAGGUAUUGGUGUUUUAGUGAAAAGCUGAUUUAAAUGAUUUCAUGUAAGAAACACAGUAACUGAAGGUGAGAAGGACUCGUUUUAUUGCUAAUUCUUCAUUGUGACCAAAGUAAAUUCAGAUAUGAAUAUAUUCUUGCUGUGUGAAUGUGCCUUUAGCUUAUCAGUGCACUGUUAUAUAUUCUGAAGAAGUGUGUUCGUGUGGUGGUGAAUGGGGGAUGAUAGCUCGGCUAGCUUGGCAGACGUGGUCUCCUUACUCAAGAGUUCGAGAUUCAAGCAUCUCCAGGGGUGAAUGUGAAAUGUGCUGAAGGGUGAGACUGUGAUGUUUUGUUUCAUCAGGAAACUAUUUGAAACUCCAUUUAGCAUACGUGGACAUGUUUAUAUUAAAAAUGUGAACAGAUUUGGAUUUAUUGAGUGAUUAAACAGUACAGUAUAUAAAAAAUAAACCAAUAAAACUCUCUCUCCAUUCA
This is a messenger RNA of Scatophagus argus, 2284 nucleotides long. RefSeq names its product hydroxysteroid dehydrogenase like 1 (gene hsdl1). The transcript has 5 exons. Bases 179 to 1156 code for a protein of 325 amino acids. The record is from RefSeq and is a predicted model, not a curated record. Gene Ontology annotation, cellular component: mitochondrion. Lineage: Eukaryota; Metazoa; Chordata; Actinopteri; Scatophagidae.